Molecule: messenger RNA, 2677 nt
Organism: Symbiodinium natans
Lineage: Eukaryota; Dinophyceae; Suessiales; Symbiodiniaceae
Source: the annotation of a GenBank genome assembly
GCUCGACGAGACCUGCGAGCGUUUCGGCUUUUCUGCACUGCUUGUCCUCCUCUCCCUUGGCUGCCUUCUGUGGUUGCGUGGCUGGUUGCAGCUUGCUUGUCGGUUGGCGGACAAAUCAAUCAAGCGCUUGUGUCGACGUGACCGCAAUCGUGUGCGAGGCCAGCGUGUCCAUGAGCUGCAUUUUGCGUGGCAGGCACGUGAUUUCGCAACCUGUUGGAAGUUGUCCAGGCUUCUUUCGGGCAGGCGGCUUGGCCCAAAGAAACGCCUGUUUUCUGCGCCCUCCGUUUGUUGUGGCACAGAUGAGUGGAUUUCGUACUUGCGACGCCCUGGUGCUGAUGGUGGUUGCUCAGCUGCUCCCAGGGACUGGCAAAUUGGGUUGCAACAGCAUUGUGAUCCCUUGCCUUGCCGUCUGCGUGCAUGUGACCUUACCAAUGCUGCUGCUGACUUGUCGUCCAUUGGUCACCUUUUCCGGAGCUGCAAACUCCGCAAAGCUUCUCCUAGUUGGUCCUUUCCCGCAAGUGUUUGGCGCAUGCUCUUCUACUCUGGGCGUUUUGCCACUAAGCAGAAAGUGGGCCUUGGAGCUUCGCCGCCCCCUGUGGUGGCUCCAUCCACUCGUCGGUGCAUUUUUUGGCUCCUUGUGUGCAUUCGAGCUCGUGGUUGCACACCCUUGGUUUGGCAUGCCACCUCUGCGUUCACCAUCGGCAAGCAUAAUGGUAAAUCGGGUUGCGCCGGUCAGCGGCUGUUGCAUGGCUUGGACUCCUUCAGCAAGCACUUUUUCUUGCAUGUCUGGCGACAAGCUGGCUUUCAGGUCAAUAGGCCGUAUGCCUAUGGCUAUGCGAAAGGGCGCCGCAGAGAACAUGCCAUUAUGCAACAAUCCGUGUUGUGUCACCGCUUGGAUCUGGCAGGUUGCAGUCGUUGCACAGAUUUUUUUGACGCUGCUAAUGCUUUUGCUUCACCUUCACAUGCCGCGUUGUUGCAGUUUGUCCAGGCAGCGUCGCCUGACAAGUGGACCACUCAGAUCCUCCAGCAGCGUCUUGCAGAUGCCACCUUGUUCUUGCAGUGCGCUGAUGGCCAAUUGGUCCUUGGCAUUGGGUCGGGCACCCUCCCCGGUGACUCCAUCGCUUGUGAGUGGUUUCUCGGUGUGUACCAUCAAGCUGUUGACCGGUUUGCCAUUCUGCAUGUCGAUAUUCCCCAGUUUGUGGCUUCAAGCACUGCACAGUCUCUUGCCCUGUCCGCUGCCUUGCGAUCUGUCAGAGUUGUGCAAACACAGAAAAGCAAGAAAGCCUGCUCAGAUUUGCAGGGCGUGGUUCCCGGCAGCAUAUGCGUGCUGCGUAUGGCCUUACUUUGCCCAUUCCUGGCAAAGUCGUUCGUUUGGCUCGUUACUUGGGCCCCAGGCUUCAGUACAAUGGCGCACUGGCGGAAGAACAACGACUCCGUUUGCAUGCAGCCAGAGUACAACGACUUCGUCUUUGGCAGCAAGUGGUUAAACCUGUGCGCUCUUGCUGCUCUCACUUCUCUGGAGUCGUACAUCGGUGCUGUGCAGUCCAAUCCGCUGGUCUUGUUCACGGGCCCCGAUAUUCGAGACGCGUUCUUGCGCGCUGACCCUGCCAUUCUCCUUGCGGCCAGGUGCUCUAUUGCCAUCCCUCCACCUGGCUACGAGCCUCUCCCAGGGCAGAUGCAGUGCCUGAAAAACCACACGUCUGUCGCAUCAUUGACCCCUCGUCAGGGUUGGAAUGUGGUGCUUACUUCAGUACCAACCAAACACUGGUUCUACAUCAGGUUAAAUCUGGCCGGCCCGAGCAUGGCAAGCGUAAGCUGGCAUAUGUUCUUACGGUAUCCAAUCAGUGUCUUCUUUGUAGAUCUUUCUUUGCGAGUAAAUGGAUUGCUGCCAAGCACCUUGCCAGCUCAUUUGAGCGUGGUAUUUGUCCGGCCCGGUCGGGCAGCGUGGUGGUACACGAGCACCUCAGCCUGCCUCCCUAUCAGUGCGCGCUCUGCCAGCUGGACUUUGAUGACAUCGUCUUGGCUCAAGACCAUUUGCAGCGGCAUCUGCCUCCCGACCUUGAAGUGUGGCUCUAGCACACGGGUUGCCAUGGACACUGCGUUCCACCAAGCCUUCGGUGCCCCACCUGCGCCCUCUGCUGCUGCUGCACGGGAAGGUGGUCCCAGCAAAGUCAGGGUUGUCACCGCUGACAAGGAAGCUACUGCUAUCGCAGAGCAUGCUCUGAAGAUGGCUGUGGUAGUUGAGCAGCAACUGCGCUUGACUCAGGCUGCUGCCUUCCGCUCCCUACCGUUGCCUGUGUCCUCUGAGUACUUCAAGUACCUCCAGCAGGCCUAUGCUCAAUACACUGCGCAAACCAAAGGCAACAAAGGGCAUGGCCUGGGGCCGCCUGAUACGUUCAAUGCCGCCGCCCUCGUUGAUGACAAGGCCAAGUUUGACGAGUUCCUCGCUUCCUGCAAGCCCGGCUCGAAGCCAGCAAAGUUGGCUGUCCUUCUUUACCGCUGUGAGAAGAUGUAUGGGAACACUCACAAACGACUCUUGCUUCGCCUGCGCGACCAUGAUUUGGAAGAUUUGCUAGUGAAGCACAUAGAGUGUACAGGGGUUGAAGAGUUUCACGGCCAGCGUCCUGCAGGUUACCUUGCGAAUACAGCGCAGACCCUGCUAGAUUCUAGGAAGUGA